Molecule: messenger RNA, 853 nt
Organism: Symsagittifera roscoffensis
Lineage: Eukaryota; Metazoa; Xenacoelomorpha; Acoela; Convolutidae
Product: endoplasmic reticulum lectin 1-like
Exons: 2
Biological process (GO): endoplasmic reticulum unfolded protein response; retrograde protein transport, ER to cytosol
Cellular component (GO): endoplasmic reticulum lumen
Source: RefSeq, a predicted model, not a curated record
UGCUGUACAUAUUUAAGUUAAUGUAUCCACUAAUCUGGUUUGCCAGUAUCUGCUGUGCAUCUAUAUAUGACAGCGAGCCAAUAUUCAUCAUCAAAUGGUUCAACUCAAGAGAUUCGUUUUUGGACAGUUAUUUUUUUGAAGAAGAAAUUAAUCAGCUCCCCAAGCAUCUGAAGGAAGUUCUUUCCGAAGAUUCGGUAGAUGACAACCCUGAAUCAAAAGCAAAUGUCUUGAAGUUUUUCAACAGUUUCGAAAUGAAAGCAAAAAAUGAUGGGAACUACAAAUGUUAUUUACCAAAUGAUGGAACAAUGGACCAAUCAGAAAAUACAGAAUAUGAAGGUCCGGGUCCAAUAGAACUUAUCGAGGAGAUAUUUCUAUCUGAAGCCUGUUCCUAUCUAAUCAGCGCUUAUUGGAUAUAUCAAUUGUGUCAUGGCAAAACUUUUCGUCAGUACCACGAAGAGAAACCUAGUCAGGUCCAGGAGUAUUUCUUGGGAGCUUUGGAAGGUUUGUGGCAAGGCCAGCAAUAUACGGAUGAGCAUUAUGGAAAAAGAUGGCCUGAAAGUUUGCUGAAAACUCUUCAGUUGGAGGACUCAACGCAUCAUUACGUUGAGGUUUUGAUGUCAGAUGGAACCCCCUGUGACAUCAAGAACAAUGAACCAAGGAGCGUUAAUGUCCGCUAUGUUUGCCUACCUGGAGCGAGACUGGAGCUGAUAGAUAUCCGUGAGGUCGCAUCUUGUACGUACGAGGCAACAGUCACUGCCCCAUCAUUGUGUAGACACCCCGACUUUGCCCCAAUAGGCCGCGAGGAGACCAGGUUGUACUGCGUAGCCGAAGACAAGAACAAACUUGUGAAACU